AUGAAGAAAUGGAGUCAGACGCGUACGAUUACGGCAGUAGCAGUUGUAAUGUCAGUGAAGAAGAGCGUCGCAGGCCAAAGUCCGUCAUUGAAAUGCCCACGCCGGCACCCCUCUCGCUUGAAGCUGAAACUCUUAUUCGUGAGAAGACUUUAUAAGGAGUCCGUGUUCAUUCAUCGUCACAAGAUAAGGAAAGUAUGCUCCCUCCAGCUCUUAGGGAAGCCAUCACAAGAAAUUUCAUCCGCAGAAACAUCCGAAGAAAUUUUUGGGCAGAAGAUCCCUAUGGAAGUCUCUGAACGUUGGGGUAAAAUCCUAACAGAAGGGUUGACGAAGGAACAGAAGAAGAACAUGCUUACUAAAACACUGAUCCCCGAAAAUUUUUAUUCUACUAGAUCUUCACCACGAAGAAACCAUGAAUCGUAG
Messenger RNA from Parnassius apollo (apollo), 420 nucleotides. NCBI's taxonomy places the organism in Eukaryota, Metazoa, Arthropoda, Insecta, Lepidoptera, Papilionidae. The record is from the annotation of a GenBank genome assembly.